This is a messenger RNA of Microtus ochrogaster (prairie vole), 2168 nucleotides long. RefSeq names its product piwi like RNA-mediated gene silencing 3 (gene Piwil3). Bases 1 to 2100 code for a protein of 699 amino acids. The record is from RefSeq and is a predicted model, not a curated record. Gene Ontology annotation, molecular function: protein binding; RNA binding. NCBI's taxonomy places the organism in Eukaryota, Metazoa, Chordata, Mammalia, Rodentia, Cricetidae. The transcript has 18 exons.
AUGUGGCGUGGCCACCUGGCUUCCUGGAAACACCAUGCCACAGCCAUAACAAAGGGGCUGACUCAGAGGCCUUGUGGUGGAAUCUUCCAGGACAUCGUGGUGAAUACCAGGAAGGACAUGAAGCAUGUUAAAGAUUCAAAGACAGGGACGGGAGGCGAAGUGAUUAAACUACAGACAAACCAUUACCAAGUAACCUGUGGCCAUGAAAUCGCAUAUAAGUACAAUAUUGAUUACCAACCUGACAUAAAGGAUAUGGCUAUCCGCACAGAUUUACUGCUCAGACAUAAGUCUAUACUUGGCAACUGCCACAUAUUUGAUGGAAACUCAUUGCUCUUACCUCGGAGGCUACAACAUUCGGAAAUGGAACUUGUCAGCCAGACUGAAAGUGAUGGCAAAGUGAGAAUCAGGAUCCGGCUGUCCAGUGAGCUCCACCCCAAUCACCCAGAAUGGCUUCGCUAUUACAACAUCCUCUUUUCAAAACUGCUGAAGCUGAAUAACAUAGAAGAGAUGGAGUCAAAUCCCGGAGACCUCAGAGACCUCAGAAACCUACUCCAGGCCUCAAGAAUGGACAUCAAGCGUAGUUACACUACUUCCAUCCUACCGUAUGAGAAGAGCCUGACCCUGUGUGCUGACGUGACGCACAGGCUGCUCCAGAAGAAAACUGUGUUGGACCUCAUACUUGAGAAGAAUGAUAAAGCCACAAAAAAGAAAGAAGUCUCUGAAGAGAUGGUGGGAUCCAUUGUUUACACCACGUACAACAAUAAAACCUACAGAAUCGAUGAUGUCAACUGGGAGAAGAAACCUAAAGAUACAUUUGAAAAAUUUGAUGGCAGCAGGACCACCUACAUAGACUACUACAGGGAGCGAUACAAGACCACCAUAACUGAGCUGAAUCAGCCACUCUUGAUGAGCUUGGGCAAGUGGAAGAAGGGCCAGACGUCUACACCUCAUGAGCCUAUCUUCCUGAUCCCUCAGCUGUGUUACCUGACAGGUCUAUCACGUGCUGUAUCUGAAAACCAUAGCCUAAUGGCGCAGCUGACUGACAGAAUGAGAAUGAGCCCAGUGAAUCGGAGGAUCGCACUGAACAAUUUCAUAAACGACAUUCAGACGCAUCAAGUCAAUGAGGAUCCUGGCUCCUUUAGGCAAGCAUUACAGAAACAUGUUUCAAAAGAUACUCAAAUGGUGGUGUGUGUGCUGCCUGACAACAGAAAGCAAAGAUACGAGGAGAUAAAAACAUUUCUGUGCGUUGAGAAGCCAGUCCCCAGUCAGUGUGUUGUAGCAUCGACCCUGAAUGAUGAAAGGAAUCUCACUACUAUAGUCACCAAGAUCGCUCAGCAGAUGAACUGCAAGAUGGGAGGUGCCCUCUGGAAGGUGGACACAGGGGUAUGUAGAACGAUGUUCAUUGGAAUUGAUUGUUUCCAUGAUAUUAUGAACCGGCAGAAGUCAGUGGCAGCAUUCGUGGCCAGCACCAAGGAAGACUUAACCAUGUGGCACUCCCAGUGUCUCUUUCAGGAUACAGCAGAGGAGAUUGUCAAUGAUCUGCAGAGCUGUCUGCAAGCUGCCCUGAAUUCCUGGGUCGCAAACGAAAAGCAGAAACCCCAGAGCGUGGUGGUAUAUCGGGAUGGAGUUGGGGAUGGCCAGCUACAGGCCCUGCUGGAAAAGGAGGUUAGGCAAUUCCAGAAGUUCUUCACCUCCAGGUGGCCAACACACAUCAAGCUAACAUUCAUCGUGGUGAAGAAACGGAUCAACACCAGGUUUUUUGUUGAAAAUGGAGAUAAAGUUACGAAUCCGCCUUCAGGGACUGUUGUUGACCAAAUAGUGACCAGGAAAGAGUGGUAUGACUUCUAUAUUGUGAGUCAGACUUCCAACAGUGGCACCGUCACCCCCACUCAUUAUAAUGUCAUCUAUGACACGAAGGGCCUGACUCCGAACCAGGUUCAAUGCUUGACCUACAGACUCUGCCACAUGUACUACAAUCUGCCGGGUAUCAUCCGAGUCCCUGCUCCAUGCCACUACGCACACAAGCUGGCUUACUUCGUGGGGAAGAGCAUCCACCAGAAGCCAGCAUCAUCGCUGUCAGACUGUCUCUAUUACCUUUAGCUACACAGGAAGCAGUGACAUCAAAACCCACAACUGACACUUUUUUUCUUUUCCAAGCUGGGUGUUUU